CGCUCAAUAUGAAAAAAAAGUGGCCAUGUGUUUUGUGCGCAAACACAGGAUUACCGUCAUGAAUAUCUUCGCUUCGCUGCAUUUUCUACUUUUUGCUGUUCUCUGCGAAUCGUCCACACCAGAAGCAUAUGAUGAACGGUGCAGCAUUACUGCGGAUUUUAUUCUUCCGCUAAACGAAUGCUCUCGUCAGCGAUGGUUCUUUCAUCGAAAUGCCAAAUUGUGUACUCCAAGUUGUAGCGAUGGAGCACCAUUCUCAAGCAAAAUAGAAUGCCAAGGAACAUGUCGAAGUGGUGAUGUUUGCAGUUUCCCGGUGGCAAGCGCCGUGUGCGACCUUCAGGCGUUUCCAGUAUACAUUUACAGCCCGAAGGACGCAAGCUGCUUUCUGACAUACGACUGCACAUACUUCCUGAACAAGUUUCCUACAUUACUAGAGUGCUACCAAACUUGCAAACAGCCACAACAAAACGUCAGAAGCACUAAAAACGAAAAUCGCAGCGAUGACCGCCGUCUGCCAAGCUACACUGAAAUGUUGCAGUUACAGCGAAGUCUAGCAUCGUCAAGGAUACCAACUCUCAAAAUAGCCAUGCCACCUAAGCCGCCAACAAAGGAUAAUAAGUGCAAAAUGAACGCAGUUCCUGUAUCACUAAAUAACUGCCUCUUUAAACGGUGGUACUACGAUGAGUACAAGCGAGCGUGCUUACCCACCUGUUCCAGGGAUGCGCCAUUCAUAAAUAAACUAGCCUGUGAUGGAGUCUGCCGAACUGCUGAAGUUUGCAAAUUCCCGAUGGCAAGCUUUCUGUGCUUCAACGAAGUUCACCCUGUAUUUAUAUAUAAUCAGAACGACCAGUCAUGCUUCAAGUCGUUCAGCUGCUCGUAUUUCGGAAAUAAAUUUCCUACUUUGGACGAGUGUCGACAAACCUGCAAGAAGUGCGCAGAUAAGGAGUCACUGGGCAGUUCUACAGCAAACACCGUUCGGCACUACGGCAAAGCUCUCAAUAUUAGUUCGAGUGGUGCCAAUCGAACCCCCGCAUUGCAUUCUGGUUCGCAAAAUUAUGCAGGAAUGAUGCAGGACAAACAGGCUGUAGUGUACGGGGACAGCAGUGGCCGCUUUCCUGGCUUUUCUAAGACUUCUGUCGCAUUUGCUGGCCGAGAACCAGCUUCGGCUCCUUUCGUGAAUGAAAAUGAUCCAUUGUAUUGAGCGUUGGCAGCAGGAGUGGGACAAUCAUAUGGACAUAAAUUACCAGGGACCCCUCGGAACGACCACGUGUUUUCUCAACAAAUCUGAGAAGAUUCAUCUACCGAGAGUGCAAAUGAACACAAGGAAUGUUUGUAACACUAGGUGUCUUCAAGAAAGAAUGUGCUUCUUGCACAAGAUAUUCCAAGAGGUUCAGAUCCUGUACGUGCGAACAUUACAUGCGGACAUUACAUGCAGCAAAUAUAAACGUAUUUACCAAGCGACAAGGGAAAGGCUAUCUUAGCGAAUGUAUUGGGCCUUGCUUUAGACAUUUGUUUGCAUUUACUGUUUUUACAAGUGGACAAUACACAUUCAAAGUGCAUUUGCUGGUAUUACCAAGAAUUGCAACAUCUCAAUACGUAAGUGAAGUACGGUUGGUAUGAAUAAUAAAUAGCAAUGAUU
This is a messenger RNA of Rhipicephalus sanguineus (brown dog tick), 1636 nucleotides long. RefSeq lists its product as uncharacterized. The record is from RefSeq and is a predicted model, not a curated record. NCBI's taxonomy places the organism in Eukaryota, Metazoa, Arthropoda, Arachnida, Ixodida, Ixodidae. The transcript is spliced from 9 exons. Gene Ontology annotation, molecular function: serine-type endopeptidase inhibitor activity. The coding region runs from base 26 to 1198 and encodes 390 amino acids.